AUGGGUGAGAUUUCACUCUACAAUGCCGUCGACGGUAGUGAGACGUUUUCACCUUGUAGCAUUAUCCAUGGGAAGGUUAGCAAACCAGAAACAUCCGUUGUGGAGGUGCAUAACCUCGAGUUUCCCACGCUGCGCUUUCCUGUCAACUCCUCUGUUUUCAAAUGUGUGAUUAUGUUGAAUCCGGGGGAGAAUAAACUCACUUUCAUUAGUGACCAGAACGAACGCAAAACAAUCACAUUGCGCUACACACCUUUAUCUCAAAAUCUGCCCGUUCAUAUGUGCAUUAUGGUAGCCAAAGAUUCUCCGCUGGUGUUCGAUUCGCCUCGCUCACAGCGGGACAAAGAAGGCGGAAACAACUUGGACCUUGCCUGUCGUAAACUAAGAGUUGGCACAAGAUUGAUGCAGGCAUUUACGGCCGAACAAAUGCUUCGCAACGGAUUUGGACCCAGAACUUUUGGUGUGGUCGAGGAAUUUGCGCUCGAUACUUCAUUCCAGAAACCUCGCAUGCGCAACAGGGUUAAAAUCCAUAUUGUGCGCUCAGACAAAACCCUCAAAGAACUGCGCGACCCCAAUUUGGCUCAACAAAAUCCCAAUGCUUCAGAUGCUGGUGGCCUGUUUGGGAUUGCUAUGGAAGCUCUGCGUAAAUACGGGGGUCCCUUUACGGCUCACGAUGGAAAUCCAGUGCAAGCUGCGGUUAUGUUGCUCGAUACGCAUUGGGAUCCCAAGCUGAAGCUAAUCACAGCCCACGCAGCGCUCGGUGGUGGUGAUGACCGUAUCAAACUGGCCAUAUUCGGAUCGCAUGGUCUUUACUCUUGGUCACCUUACAUGGACAGCGUAAUUCCAUACUUCCUAGAUGAGACUCGCUGCUCCGAAUCCGAGGUAGCCAAUGAUUCGAAGGAAUGUGGGUCUCAUUGGGAGUGUUAUACUUUAACGCUGGGCGCUUUCAUGCACGAAAUAGGCCAUCUUUUGGGAAGUCCACAUCAAGAAAGUGGCGUGAUGCUUCGUGACUACGUGCGACUCAAUCGCUCUUUCCUUUCUAAAGAGGCCUAUUCAACAAGAACAAAUUCAAAUGGUGCUCAACCCCCAAUAUACCCCAGAGAGGAAUGCGGAUGGCAUAGAAUAGAUGUACUGAAGUUCUUGAAUCAUCCCUCCUUUACCACCCCACAAGACUAUGCCGAUGGCUCGAUGAUGCGACCUUCUCUCAUCGGUGGUUACAGUGUACCCUCUCCUUCAGUUUACGUGCUUCCCAAUCAGUGCUGUUUACUUAGAUCUGAAACUGGCAUUUUCUGCAUUCAAAUCAUAUGCGGGGAUCUGGCGCGCGCUUUCAUUGAAUAUCUUCCACAAUCCAUGGGCGGUAUGGGCCCACAAAAAGAGAUUCUUUUAUCUCUCGAUGAUUUAAGAUCCCGCAUUCCACCUGAGCAUGUCGCUGAGUACCGCGAUAAGUUCAAGCUAAAGGUUUGCGCUCUCAACUCUCCCGAGGCUGAAUGGGAAAUGUUUCCUAAGUUUCUACAAAUGCCACAAAUAUCCAUGGGCAAGUAUGGCUUCUCUUCCAAUGUUACAGGCAUGAAAUCAAUUCUUUACGGUUCAGCUGAAAGGGGAGAAGAUGUUGGUAUCCUUGCAUUUGAUGGCACGAAAGUGGGCUGUGUGAGAGUGUACCACGGCGCAGCGCUCGAUGGAAUUAGAUUCUAUUUAAACAGGCAAAACCUUGACGCCAAAAAGCCCCCAUUACCGCCUAGAUCCUACAUGGAUAGAAUUACGACCGCCAUGAAAAAUGUUCAAAUUCAAGGUAGGGACGGUGAAAGUGUUCUAUUUGGACACGAAACAAACUCCUAUACUGAUAUUUCAUUCGAGAGUGACGAGUAUCUUCGCGGCUUUGACAUCAAAUCUGGCUGUUGGGUGGAUGGGGUUGGCAUAAUCACCAAUAAGCGUCGCUCUGGGAAAAUUUUGGGAAACGCCAAUGGAGGAAGUGGCCAUCAGAUUUUAAUACCAAGUGGUCAAGAGGUUCUGGGGGUUUUUGGAAGAGUUGGUCAGUGGGUAGAUGCUUUUGGUGUCAUAUAUGGCACUGUUCAGUAG
Molecule: messenger RNA, 2073 nt
Organism: Lachancea sp. 'fantastica'
Lineage: Eukaryota; Fungi; Ascomycota; Saccharomycetes; Saccharomycetales; Saccharomycetaceae
Source: the annotation of a GenBank genome assembly